Messenger RNA from Durusdinium trenchii, 1002 nucleotides. Lineage: Eukaryota; Dinophyceae; Suessiales; Symbiodiniaceae. The record is from the annotation of a GenBank genome assembly.
AUGACUUGGACUUGGCCUUGGCCUUGGCUUCUCAAGGCCAGCGGUGGUGUCGGUGUCCGUCGUCAGCGACCGAAGCGGGAGUUCCAGGUGAUGGGCCAGAGCAUGUUCGAGCCUCCAGAACAACGGCUGGCACGGCUGCAGGCCGAGGUGUCCGAGCUGUUGAAAUAUACAGAGGCCUCGGCUUGCAAGGACCCUGCUGCAGCUGAGUUGCUAGGCGCUGAUCCCGCGACGAUGUCGACGGAGCUGAAGGUGCUUGAGCAGAGAUUGACUGGCUUAGCCGAUGGGUCAGCUUCCUGGGGUCGAAGCAGCGGGCGGAACCAGGCGAAUGGGUAUUCUAUGCCUGCAUCUCUAGUGAGCCAAUUGGAGCGAAUGGCCACUGCCGAUGUACCAGCUGGAAGUGCUCACGCAUCUGGGCAAGUGACAUAUGAGAUUCACUACACCCCAAGCGUGGCCAGUAUCAGUGACGGCGCAAAGAUCGCGUCCAUGGAGAGCAGCAUUGCGGAGAUCGAGAAGCAGCUGGGCGUGUUGCAGCCAUCCAAUCCGUUUCCGGAUUUGGAGACCGCCAUCACGCAACUCCACAAGAGAAUCUCUCUUCUGGAUGGUCAGAAAUUGGAGACCAUUCACAAGAGCCUUGACAAGGUUCUGGCUGAAGUGCAGAAGGUCCUCAGCAAGAAGGCGGAGCUAGAAGGCACCACUGACAAAGAGUUGGAUCAGAAGGUGAGCCAGCUGUACGACUUUUGUCAUCGUUGGAGUGCCACGGCGGCUUCGCUGCCCUUGAUUGUAGCCCGUCUUCAAUCGCUUCAGGCCUUACACUUGCAGAGUGCAUCCUUUGCCUCCCGGCUCAAUGCGCUGGAGAAGCAGCAGGAAGAGCUGGCAAAGCUGCUCGAGACCACCUCCGAAGCUGUUCAGGAUCUUCAUUCUGGGCUUCGGGAAAACAUGAGCAUUGUCAGAGACAACAUGAAAAGCCUCGAGGAGAAGCUUGCGCAGGCGGUGCGCAGCUGA